CUAUUUGACACAAUUUACCAGUUUCCACUUACACUCACUUUCGUACUAGAUCGAGAAAUGCACAAAAAUCCCCUUAUAAAAAUAAUAAAAAGAAAAUACCCUCCUUGCUUCUACUACAAUUUCGAAAAAAUAAUGUACACCUGUUUCUGUCAUAAUUUUCGAGGGUGUUUAUAUUUUUUCUCUGGCAAUUUUUGCAAGAAAACUAAUUAAAAACGAGUGAAUUUCCAUUUAAAACUAACACAAAUCACACCCCCAAUAAUUUCCAAACAAUUUAAUAUAGUUUUCAAGUGUUCCCAGUGCAAGUGCGAGUGUGAAAAAAUGAUUUGAUAAAAAUAUAAGACACAAAUUUUCCUGUGUGAGAAUUUUCCCCCAUUUCAUUUUUAAUUUUCCUUUUUUUUUCAUUUCUUCUCUUCGUCGUCGUCUUCAAUUAUAAAAAAGUUGAAAAAAUUAUCAAGAUGUUUACCAUUCGAGUGAUCUUUUGAUGAUAUGAACAUUAUUCGCUAAUCAAUCAGGCGGAAGGGGGUUGCAGAAGAAGUUUGGACACACAAAAGCACAACAAUCCAUUCUGCAACUGAAUCUCUUACCGCCGCUGACGACAAACCUAAAACUAAUAAAAAACGUGUUGUUUUGAAUUCAACACACAAAUUUAUCGAACAUAAAAACACGAAUAAACAAACUAUAACAAAAUGGGUGCCACAACCUCCUCGGACUAUGCAAUGCCGUCGACCUCAGGAAUGCAAUCGACUUCGUCUGGUCUUGGCGGCAGCAGUGGUGGUCCCGGUGGAGGUCCGCAUUUUCGUGAACAGAGGCGAAAACGAGUGACUGGGUUUGCAACGCUCAAACGAAAAUUCAUUCGCCGGCGUCGCUCAUCGAAAGCCUGUGACCAUGCCAGAGUACUACGAGACUUUGUAUCGGACUGGAGUCCUCUAGAAUUGGCAGCCCUGUGUGAGGAAUACGAAGCAUUAGCUGCUCUCAAAGAUCUCUCGGUGCAGGCUGAGUUGGCACGACCACCGGCGACCACAUUCAAGCAAGAUCUGGCUAAUUUAUUUGACAUGAAAACAUGCACCGAUUGUGAUUUAGUAUUCCGAGGAACUAUCUUUCCCGUGCACAGAUCGAUUCUUUCGUCAAGGUGUUCGUACUUUCGUGAUCUAUUAGCAGGGUGUCCGGGUUUCGGAGCACGUAUCUGCCUUGAACUGCCAUCUUCGCCAAUCGACGUACAAAUGUUCUCAUCACUGCUGCGCUACUUGUAUACGGGUGAUCUUUGUCCCCAUGACCCAAGUAUCGAUAUAAAUCUUUUACGGCAAUUAGGCGACGAUUUUGGAACUCCAAAUCCCCUGGAACACGAUCUGAGAUAUUUAUUGGAGACGGGAGACUAUGCUGACGCAGCGCUGGUCUUCACCUCGGAAGGCAAUGACUAUCACCGGCCUGAUUCAGGCAGUUCGGAGUAUGGCUUUCGACCGAAGCUGGAGCUGCCGUGCCACAAAGCCAUUCUGAGUGCUCGAUCGCCGUUCUUUCGAAAUCUCAUUCAACGGCGGACUCGAAAUGUCGAUGAAUACACGGAACGGGCUCUGCACGUUCCAACACGCAUCGUGCUAGACGAAACUGUGAUUCCGAAGAGAUAUGCUCGUGUUCUGUUACAUGCCAUUUAUUUGGACACUGUUGACUUGUCCCUGAUCCUGAGAGGUGCUGGCAGUGGUAAUAGCGCAGGUAGCCUCGGAGAAGUACACGCUCUCACUCACACAGGUCGGGCGCGUCCCACUCCACUGGAAGAAGCAAUGGAGCUUUAUCAAAUUGGUCGAUUCUUGGAGCUGGAUAUACUAGCUCAAGGUUGCGAAGACCUGAUACUGGAAUGGCUGUCGCUGGACACACUGCCCACGGUAUUAAAAUGGGGAAAUCAGCCACAUGGCUCGGCAUGGGUAUUUCGGCAAGCAUGUCAGUAUUUACGUGAAGAGUUCUCGGCGGUCAUAUCAUCACCAGUGUUGCAUCAGUUGGAUAAGACGCAGUUGAUCUGCGCUCUACAGAGCAACUUCCUGCAAGCAUCGGAGCUGGAAGUGCUUCAGGCUGUCCUCAAGUGGGGCGAACAAGAACUAAUUCGUCGCAUGGAGGACCGUGAACCGAAUCUCUUAAGUCACACCGCACAUUCCGUUACACGGAAGGGUGUAAAGAAGCGUGAUCUAAGCGAUGUUGAGCUGAGGGAAAUUUUGUCGGAGUUGCUGCCUCUGGUGCGAAUGGAUCAUGUUCUCCCGCCAAAUAGUGAUAUUCUCUGCCAGGCCAUACGAAGAGGUCUCGUUAGCACACCACCAUCGCAUAUGAUCGGUGACGAACGCGAGAAUCUACGUGUGAACGCUUGGAUUCGGGGUGGCAAGAAUCAAGGACUGUUUGUUCGACCUCGACUCUUCAUGCCGUACUUUGAGGAGGUAAAGGCCCUCCUCGAGGAUCGAAUGGCAGCUUCGCAUCACGUCGAGCUUCUGCGUAUGCGACGCUCACGACACUUGCCCGAUAUUCCAGACACUUUGUACAUGGUGUCUCGAAUGAAUGCCGCUGGAAGUAGUGGUGUAGGUGCUCCCUCGGGGCCAGACAACAUUGAUAUGUUAGCAGCUGCAGCUGCCAUUCCCCCACCUGACGGACCGACAAUGACCGCAAUGUUCAAACGCGAGCACAAAUUACGUCAGUCGCCCAUGUGCCAGAGGGCUCUGCUGCUUCCACUCUCUUCCAAGCACGAAAUCAAUCGCCAGAUUCGACUGCGAGUGGUGCGCGAGUUCAAUUUGCCUGACCCUGUGUCUGAAUUGCUUGAGAGCACGUUGAGCAGUCAAGGUCAACAGGACGAUGUUGCUGCCAACAAUACGACACAGACUGAUGACAUCGACGAUGAUGAUCAGACACCACCGCCAUCGCCGGCGUUGGCUGGCGGCAAUGAUGCCAACUCAGUACAAAACAAUUUACCAUGUUACAGUCGAAAUAUGACAUUUCCGCGACAACAUUUGAGUGUUGGUGGACCCUCCCAUCAUGGUUCAGGUGCUAUCGGAGGAGGAGGGAUGGGAGGAGGUGGAGGCUUAGGGGGUGGAGGUCUCGGUCUUGGUCUCGGUGGCGGUGGGAGUAGCUAUGGAUCAAGACACUCCUCGGGUCACAGAGUUGAUUUGCCCGCCUUAAUAACCGAAGGUGAUUAUCGGCAAUUCGCACCGAUGAAUGAUGGUGGUGUGGAUGGAGCAAAUGGCGGAUGUGAGGGAGGGCAUUUGUCGGAUAUGAUGCCCGAUGUUGCCAUGGCUACGGCUUCUUUGGGGCAAUUGCAUUUGGCUGGAGAGCCGCCGGAUAGUUUGCAGUUGGAUUUAGGUGAUGGACCAAGUCACAUCAUGGGCGCAGCUGGACCAAUUGGAUUGCGGGGACUGCAGCAUCAGCUGCCGCCAAGCAACUACCACCAUUUUAUGCAGCGUUCAGAUUCUCCAUUCGAUGUUUUACGUCAAGGUCAGCCAUCGCCAGCACCGCCGCAGGGGACAUAUAAUUCAGGACCACCCAGAUAUUUAUAGAGUUUGAGAGUGGCCCCCGAUGAGGGCCUUUAUUUUAGCAUGCCUUUUUGAAAAAUAUAAAACAAAACAAAAAAAAUGUGUUAUAAAUAAUUUUAAUGAGAACAAACAAAAACAAAAUUCAAAUUCAAGCUAAAAUAAAGCGAACAAAAGAAACAAACUAAAUUUAUAAAUAUUAUACAUAAAUUAUAAAUUAAAAAUAAAAUUAAAAACAACAAAAAAAACACAAAAAAAUUACGUUAAUAAUUAAUUGUAUUUAAAUUAUAAACAAAACGAAAAAAAAUAAUAUUUAUUAAAAAGAAAACAAAAAAAAACAACCUUAAAUAUUAACAAAUAUUAUAUAUACACCAUAAACAAUAUAUAUACAUAUUAUAAUAGAAAUAUGAAUAUAUUUGAAAAAAUAAAAUACAAAAUUUGAUCAAAAUUCAAGCGCACGAUGUUAUAAAAAAGAAAAAGAAGCAUGAAGUGAAAACAAAAAUUAUAAUAUCUAAAAACAUUGCAAAAUAAAACGAAAGAGAAUAGAAAGAAAAGGAAAAAAGUGUGUAUUUUUAAAAAGAAAAACAAAAACAAAAUAGUUGCGCGUUCAUUUUCUUUUUUUACUAUUAUUUUCAAAAUUAUUUUGUGAUAAAGGAUCUCCUUUUGUUAAAAAAUGAAAGAAAAAAAAUAAGAAUAAGUUACAAAAUUUUUCUUACUGCGCAAAAUAAUUGUUUCCAUUUCCAAUGGUCAAAUUUAGAAUCUAAAUUAAAAUUUAAACAAAUUACAAAGACAUUAAAUUUCAUAAGAUUAAAAAUUAAAAAAACAACAAAAAAAAUGUGUGCGAAUGACAGAAACAAAAACUAUUUAAAAAAAUAAAAUAAAACGAAAAACGAUUAUUUUUAUUGUUGUAGGACCUUAAUAUGGCUUAUAACAAAACACAAAACAAAACAACAACAAAAAAAGAAUACAAAUUGAAAUUUAAAUUAAAUUACAAACAAAAAAUAUAUUUAAAAAGAAAAGUGCAAUACGAUUUUUGCCAAGCAGAAUUAUAUUUUUGAAUUUAUUACUAGCUCACAAUUUUGUUACGCUUUUUUUUUAUUCUCAUACAACAAAAAAACAAAAAUCAAAGAUAAGACAGUUCAAAACAUUAACUGUCUUCAUGCAUUGGUUGUAUUCUAAGUACUGAUUAAUUUAAAUAUCAUCAUCUCGCACUUACUUUUCAUAAUUUUCAUAUAUUUAUAUUUUGUUUAAUUUAUGUAAUUUUGGUUAUAUUGAGUUUAUUUAUACAAAAUGAAAACUUGAGUAUUUAAGCGUGGUUAAGUCCCGAGUGUAAAUGAAAAAAAAAUGUCAUGUAUCACACCUCAUUUUUUUUUUCUUGAACAUUAAAUUUAAAGAUUUAAAAUUAUAUUCAAGUAUUUAAAAAUUGAGAUUUAGCAUUUCUAAUUUUUGAGGACAAAAGAAGUUACGAUAAAUAUAUUUUUUUUUUGUAUGGGACCUGCCUCUUUGAGUAAUUAACAAAUCCUUCCUAAGUGCAUCUCAAAUAAUUUGUUGUAAAAUUCAAGGACACAGUAAUGGUUGGUUAAGUCUGUACUACGUAGACCACAAUUUUUUAAUUGCAAUCUUAAAAUAUUGAUAAGAAAGAAUUUUGUUUCCAUUUCACAUAGAAAUACGAUAAUUUCCUGUUAUUACCUGUGUUCCAGACCUAGUUUCAAACAGUCUCAGACACUUCAAAAGUUGUGCCUAUUCUUACAAAAGAGAGCACAUUUCCCCUUUUUGCCAGAAGUGAAAGAAUGGUCGCAUUCACAAAGCUAGUGGCUACGUUGUCAAAAUUCAACUAGCUUUGUGAAUGCAGAAUCAGAAUAGUCAAUCUGGAACUGUCAUAUUAUUGACAAAUACAAAUAUAUAAAAUAAGAAACAUUUUUGAUUUAAUAACUUUAACUUAUCUUUUGUGUUUUUAAAUUCAGUAAAAUCAAAUUUAAGACACAAGUCGAAUGCUUUGUAUUUGUAUUUAAAUACUGCAUGAUUUCUUUCAUUUUGAAUUCGUGUGUCUUUUUAGAGCAGCUGAUUGAGAAACGUCAAAAUCAUUCAACAAAACACUACGUCGCGUCGGAGGGGUAAUUUCAACUAUUUUUGUAGUUAGACUUAGCCAAUCAGAAUCCCUUGAAUGCGACCAAUUUCUUCUGGCGAUUUCUGGGCUGGCUGUCAAUUUCGAUUUGACGUUCACGCAAGUAAUGACAGAAGAAAAAUAAUAAUUGUCAAUAUUUAUUGAAAAUUGUAGUGAUUUUUUGAGAAAAAAAAUCAUUUAAGUUUCAUAAUUUAAGGAAUAAUUUUAUUUUUAUUUAAAAUAAAUAUACUUUCACUUGGUGCGAAAACCGUUUCAGACUUUUUGACAGCAUUUCAUCACCACUCUUUAAAUUUGACAUUUGACCAACUUUUAGUGCAAGAAAUGUCUGAAACAGACUUAUUGUGGAGUACCACUUGGUACCCUAAUUUUUACAUUUUACAUAAACUUUUUGGGAUUGAGUAAGUCCUCAACUGAUGUUAUCGACAUAAAUAUUGUUUCCGUUGACCAAUUACCUGUUAACAUACAUAUUCUAUACAAUAUUUGAAUACUUAUCUAUUUCAUGUAAAUAUGAACAAAACAAUAGAUUUUCACAUGAAAUACCACCAUUUGUGUUCAAAAUCAUUAAAACGGCAUUAUUUUCUUUCAUUUAUUUAAACAAAAUAAUUUUAUGCGAGAACUUUUCAUCUGUUCUUUGCUUUAAAUUUUCUAGAGAUGCAGGCUUUAUCGUAGUAGGCAAAAUUAAUAAAAUAUGAAUUUUAAAGUUUUUCAAAAGUUAUUGCCUUUGUCCUAUUUUUUAUCACAAGGCCCUGAGUUUCUAUUUAAAUGUUUAAUCUGUGUGAUAUUUUAAUCAUGUUUUUUAUUAGAAUCUGAAUGCUAGCACGCUUUUUAUUACAUACCAAGUUUUUUUUUUAAUUUUUUUUUAUAUUUGAUUUUAUUUUUUUUACGAAUCUCAUUUUAUUAUUAAUUUAUUUAUUAUCACAAAUUACAAACAACCAUAAAAUACAUGAAAAACGACAAAACGGUCAAACAUUUAUUCCGGAAAAUAAAAAAAAAUAAAAAAGACAACGAUAUACGAGAAAAUAUAUCUAAUUGUUUUAAUUAUAAUAUAUUUUUUAAAUAAAUUACAUUCAUGAUGCAAAACCAUCGACCAUGAAUAACACAAAACAAAACAAA
Molecule: messenger RNA, 6735 nt
Organism: Eupeodes corollae
Lineage: Eukaryota; Metazoa; Arthropoda; Insecta; Diptera; Syrphidae
Product: BTB/POZ domain-containing protein 7
Exons: 3
Coding region: 687-3524 (945 amino acids)
Biological process (GO): morphogenesis of a branching epithelium
Molecular function (GO): protein binding
Source: RefSeq, a predicted model, not a curated record